This is a messenger RNA of Aspergillus ibericus CBS 121593, 735 nucleotides long. Its product is annotated as SDR family oxidoreductase. Gene Ontology annotation, molecular function: oxidoreductase activity, acting on the CH-OH group of donors, NAD or NADP as acceptor. Lineage: Eukaryota; Fungi; Ascomycota; Eurotiomycetes; Eurotiales; Aspergillaceae. The record is from RefSeq and is a predicted model, not a curated record. The transcript is spliced from 4 exons. Bases 1 to 735 code for a protein of 244 amino acids.
AUGUCGACUAUACUGGUUACAGGGAGUUCCCGGGGCCUUGGCCUUGAGCUGGUGAAGCAAAUGGCUUCACAAACUUCGGAGACACUCGUCAUCGCAGCUGCACGAAGAUGUAGCCCAGCCCUCGACGAGGUUAUCGCAAACGCAGGUGGGCGCGUGUCGUUUGUGCCCCUGGAUAUUUCUGAUCUGGUGAGUAUCACCCGGUCCGUCCAGCUAGUCAAAUCAGCCCUCGACCAGCGGAGCCUGGAUAUUCUUAUCAACUGUGCCGGUGUACAUUCGGAAACCCACGGUGGCGUAGCCCUCAUGUCUGACCUUGAGUAUCAACUAUCGGUGAAUGUGUUGGGUGCCCACAAUGUGAUUCGGUCGUUCCUUCCCCUGAUGGAAGGUGGAGAAGUGAAGAAGAUCAUCAACAUUUCGACUGCCUAUGCAUCCAUGACUCGAGCCGCAGAAGUAACCUACGCGCCUUGCCCGGCCUACAAGAUCAGCAAAGCGGCACUUAAUGCCCUGACUGUGCAGUAUGCCAUGUCCUACCAGGAUCAAGGCUACAUCUUUCUGGCCAUCAGCCCAGGGUGGCUACGAACGGACAUGGGUGGUACGAAUGCUGACCUCACGGUCGAAGAGGGAGCCAAGGCUGUUGUGAACGCCGUGAUGUCUGCGGAUAAGGAAUGCAAUGGGCGGUUCCAGAAUAUCCAUGUGCCGGGAUGGAAGGGUUACGAUGGACAGGACAUUCCGUGGUGA